AGCCUGAACACUGGAGGAAAGCUCAACAUCUUCAGAUCAUCCUCUCCCUGUCCACACCAACAACUGCAGUCAUGAAUGUAGGUAUCUGUGUGUGUGUCAUCCUGGCUGCUUUGUCCAGUGGUUCCCUGAGUCUGCCUUCACAGUCCGUGAGAGCUGAGAGUUUGGCUCUGGUGACAGACAGCGUUCAUCCCUCCUCGCCCGUCCACUCCCGCCAGGCCCGCUCAGCUCCAGCGCCCCCCUCAGGGCAGUUCGCCAGCUACAGCCAGGACGCAGACACUUCCAACAGCCUGAGCCAGCUCCUGGCCAGACUCAUCUCCAGGAAAGGCUCUCCCUACCAGAGCAGAUCCUCCCUCAGCAGCAGAGCCAGCGGUUUGGCCCCCAGCCACAGGAUAAAGGACAGAGAUUACAUCGGCUGGAUGGACUUUGGAAGACGUAGUGCCGAGGAGUACGAAUACUCCUCCUAAAGGCUUGAGUUGCUUUCUUCGAACCCCCGAGUUACAACCCCCCCUGAGUAAAAGCCUACAAAAAUAUAAAGCCCUUUUCACACUGCACCUGCUGUAACCCAGGACUGACUGAUGAGUUUAGCAUCAUAUCCUAAGCAGAGACAAGAAUUAUUUUAUAAUGCAAAUUCCAAAUGUCAAUGCUGAACUUAAAUGUAAAAGACGAGGCAGACAAAAUGCUACAUUUCUGUAACUGUCAAGAAAUCUUAUGACCAAAACCAACAAUGUGCUUGUCCAUUCUCUCUGUACUUUCUGACUUAACAUCUGUCUGUAAUUAGGGCGAAGGACAUCCAUCAUUAAAAAUGGGUAAAAAAAACAAAACAUUACUCAAUCAGUAGUGAAUGUAUUUGACACAUUUCUAGUGGUGGAUAAGUACAGAUUUAGUGCUGUUGUGUUUUUAUAGGGUGGUAAGAUGGUGUCAUUGAUUAAAAAUAAACGUCAGUUGUGAUGAAGGGACCCUGGUGCUCUUCGGCACAAAUGAAUGAGCUAUCAGACGUUGGACAGCAGAUACUUGUUAGUAGGACUGAUUCAGUCAUUGUUGGUUUUUCUUGGGAUUUGUGACAAUGAGAAAAAUAAAGUAGCUCUUACUGGUGUUGACAGAUUAACAGACUGCUACAACACUGAUAAAUGCCAUGUUUUACACUGGAUCUAAGUCCAACAGCGUGUCUGCAUUUAAAAGGUGAAAGAACUGACUGUAAAGCCAAAAGAAUCUCCCAAAGCUGUUCCUUUCAAUAUAAUUUUAUAGUCAGAAAAAAGUGGUGUCUUAGAACUUAGACUUAUGUAACUCAAAGUUGUAUUAAAAUGUCUCAUUUUACUGACAAUUUAGAAUGUAUCUGGGGCCUUUAUUGGACCUUUAUGAGCCACUAAGGUGUCUUUGACAAAUUGGACCAAAAGAUUUGAGUUGAUUGGUAUCAUAAUGUACUCAGUUAACUACAGCCCAGAGACUCAGUUCACUUCUACUUCACACAAGUACACAAUUAAAAAGGGUUCUUUUUAUAUUUCACCAUAAGCAGCUAAAGAAAACAGCUUGAUAUCAUAUAAAAAAAUAAACAAACAAUAACAAAAAACAGCACAGAGUCAGUACCCACACAUCUGAACUGGAUGAAAAGGGGCUGAAAAGGCAGCAGCUUCUCAGCCUCAGUCCUGCCUGCUGACGGUAACCCUGGGCUAAAACUGGGCAGUGUGAAAAGCACAAAAUGCAUUUUAGAAAGCAGGAGGUGUUGUCUAUAUGAGAUGCUUGAGAAUCUCCCUGUUAUUGCAUUAUGGACUGCAGACACUUUAAAAUCAGGAUUACAAAUGUUGUGGAUAUUAGCUCUACAGAUUAGAUAUUUUAUAUCAUCAGUCCUUCUGGGGGACUGUUAUGUCUGUAUGCGCUCUGAAAGGUUGAGUGUCUGUAAUAAACAAUAAUAUGUUUCUGCCACCUUUCAGACUCAACACAAGUCCAGAUAAUUGCAUUGUAUUUAUUAGUGGGAAGAUCCCAAGUCUGUCAUGUAGCUGCUGCCUGAGGCCAGUAUGGAGGAGAUUCAGCACUGGAGCAGAGAAACACUGUCUUUACAUGAGCGUUGGGUGUAAUUCACCAAGGCUUCCAUCAUUACACGUAAGCCAAGAUAUUGUCAUUAGUGUUGAUUGUGAACAAAACUCAGGCUUUCCUGGGAUUAGCAUUGGGACUAAUGAGCUGAUUUCCUGAAUAGAAAACAUUUUAAACCAGACAUAAAUCUUACAGCUAAUCCUGCUUUGACACAUCUUAUUUUACAGCCAAAUUAAACAGAAUUAAUGCCAACCAUCUGUGUUAGUCCUGAGCAAUUAAAGCUAAAGAGAGUACUGUGGACCUCAAUUAUGAUAUUAAUAUUACAUUACUAGAUUACACAGAAUGCCUCCAGGUGAAUUAACAAAGUAAUAAAUGUCAAGGAGAAGAAAAAAUGACAAAUUCUCUGCCACACUGCUGAACAUAAACCAGAAUACUCCCAGUUGUAAAUAAAAAUCAAGCUUUUAGUUUGGAAAUAAAAAAAUUGGUCUCCAAAUACAUAUUGAUUUGAUGUAAAUUUGUCUGUAAAACUGAUAUAAAGCAAUAUAAAUGUGUAUGAUUUUUGAUGAGAGGGAAGGUUUCUGUUGAGUCUUAUUGUUAAACGUGCAGGAUCUGAGGCAGGUCUGGAUUCAUUGAUCUAUCUAUGCUGGGAAAGAAUAAAACACGAUGUUGA
This is a messenger RNA of Stegastes partitus (bicolor damselfish), 2698 nucleotides long. Its product is annotated as cholecystokinin-like. Gene Ontology annotation, biological process: digestion. Lineage: Eukaryota; Metazoa; Chordata; Actinopteri; Pomacentridae. Gene Ontology annotation, molecular function: neuropeptide hormone activity. The transcript has 4 exons. Gene Ontology annotation, cellular component: extracellular region; axon. The record is from RefSeq and is a predicted model, not a curated record. Bases 72 to 464 code for a protein of 130 amino acids.